AUGGCUUCAAACGAUCCGUCUCCAACUGGCCGUACGUCAAACGACCCUUCUGGGGACUACGAAGAUGGCGACUCUAUGGUAGAUUCAAUCAAGGACCAAGACGAAGACAAGGAGCAUGAUGUGGAUUUGAGUUCGCCACAAGAUUCAAGUUUGCGGCGUAGUAUCAAUAAGAUCUGUUCGGGACUUUAUGAUAUAAAGAACGUGGUGAAGGAGAAAGCUGGUCUGCACACGGAUACGCUCUGCGCAACCUGCAAGAAGAUACCAUUCGCGGAGUGCCUACCAGGCGAUGCCGAGGAAGAUAAUGAAGAAACCGACCGCAGUAGUCGAGCACAAGAUCCGCUUAUAUCCUACAUAAGCCUGUCACGGAUUCUAGAAAAUCGCAACUUUUGCAAGUUUUGUAACCUCCUUUUCAAGGCCGUUUGCGAGCCAGAAUACGAUUUGCUGGAGGCACAACAUAUCGGAAAGUAUCUGCCAGAGAGCUUCAAGUACAAAAGAUUCGCAGAUUGGAUCGAGGAAAACUCAUACUGGAAACGAAAUUUGGUGGGGGGUGCUGGGAUGUGGCCGUUUGGAUACGCUGCAGGCGAACAAGCUGCCAGCUCGACGCUACAACAAGCAAAGACACUGUUUCUAGAGGCGGAAGAUCGCGACAUUAACACCAAGAGCCUCAAUAUGAACGACCUUAGGGAUAUGUAUAAUUCUAGAGACACGGUAGCCGAUACAAUGGUUGCAGCUAACACAAGUCUCGCAAUCAUUAAUCUCGUCACGAACCAGAAAAGCGAGGGGUUGCAGAAGGGAUUGGGAAGCGCUCAGUUUGCGAUGGGGCAACUAGCCCUAUUACGGAGUAAAAAGAGAAAGCGGCUGCCCUGCAUUUUCAUGAUCAGAGCGUAUCGAAAACACGAGGAGAAAAGAGGAGCCAUGAGUGUACGUGUAUAUGGGCACGGGGGAGCACCUCUCGCACCCUUGAAGGAAAUAUGUCAUUUCAGCCUGCGUUUCGAAACUUCCAGCAGCCCACGAUUGGUCAAGCAGCAGAUUUGGUAUAGCCAGAAGAUCGGUCCUCGAAUCGAUGUCGCAUUCUUCAAGCACUGCGUUAAGGCAUGCACGUCGAGGCACGAUUGUGGAGAAUUGUUGAGUGAUUCAGUGAAUGAGGCUACAUCAACUCCAGAGUUGGAAGAGGCCGCCAUAUUUCGACUUGUUGAUGUGAGAAAGAUGUGUAUCACGGAGAUGAACUUCUGUAAUAUGAUCCGCUCACGCUCCCGCCGAAGAUACGUAGCUUUGAGUUACAGAUGGGGGAUUCUACCACUACUGGAGGGCUGGAAAGAGUACAAAGACGAUGCAGGGCGACCUUACUACCACAAUGAGGAAACGACUGACGUAACAUGGACUCGGCCAACCUCAUCUAUACGCCUCACUUCGACUAACAAAUUCGCGUUGUCAAAAGAGCAUAGUCUCGAGGCCGAAGGUGUUCAUAUCCCAAAGACCAUCAAAGACGCCAUCGAGGUCGUCCAAGCCAUCGGCGAAGAAUACAUGUGGGUCGAUCAGCUCUGCGUCCCUCAAGAAGGUGAUGAGCACGUUAUGCACGCCAACAUCCAACGCAUGGGUCACGUAUACAACCGUGCCCUCUUUACCAUUGUUGCUGGAGACAGCUCGCACGCUGAUGAAGGGUUGAGAGGACUCCAUGGUCAUCCCAGCCGUGGCAAACAGGUCUUUGAAGAUGACAUCAUUAAGAGUACCCGGAUGGUGCUGCCCACGCGCAUGGAAUUGAAAUACGGAGCUUGGGAAGAGCGGGCAUGGUGUCUUCAAGAGAAGUUACUUUCUAGAAGGAUACUUAUCUUCGCAGGUGGAUUUGCAGUGUGGCAUUGCCGGGGAGGAACGUGGAGGGAGGAUGUUAAUGCGUUGGACGGAGAUAAAUCGUUGAUUUCGUUUCCAUGGCUUAGACUCACGCCCUUGCCGCAACCUAGCCAUGAUAUCCCGCCAGCAAUGCAGAUUGUACGAGAGGAUGGGAGUGUGAGACUGAUGAGACUGCCGUCGAUGCACCAGUAUAUCGAUGCAGUAGAAGAUCUGGGUAGAAGGACGAUAGGGAAGAGUUGUGAUAUUCUUAGUGCGUUCAAUGGUCUUGCAAACGUUCUUUGUGGCCCAGGGUUUCUCAACUCUCCUUUCCGAAACGGAUUACCAUGUCACUUCCUGGAUGUCGCACUCUUAUGGCAAUCAGAUGAGCCUAUGCGUCGCCGCCAAGAUGACUUCAACAGAAAAUGUCCGCCAAGCUGGACGUGGGCGGGCUGGGAAGCUGCACGAGCACUAUUUGUAUCUGGCAGUAAGGGUGCGCAAAUUCGUUUUGACCAGCCCUUCGACGUCUUGGUCUUGGACUCCGGCAUCGUUCGACGGUACCGCAGAUGCGGCGAAGAACGCAUUCGUCCCCGCAAAGGCACAUUCUACGGUAUCCAGGAAAAGCGUCAUGGUCUCUCCCUGCAAGAACUGGGGCUCUUCGGCAUGCCCAACAUGAGUGCUAGAGGAUUCCGAGACUGGGACUCGGCGGACGCCAGACCAGCACCAAAACCGAGACUAAGCAUAUCACUGCACGAGUUGACAGAGCAACAUCUUAUCGUGAAUACGGAGCUAAUGAACCUAACGUUGGAUAGCGAUUGCUGGAAAGUUCGGACAUCGACGAAACGCGCUGGUGAUGAGCACUGCAUCAUCGAGUUUCACGACACUAGACCCACCGAAAUAACAUCGAAAGCGGAGGGUGUAGCCCAACCAGAUCUGCAGAUCAAAACUGUCGUGUCUCGAGAGCACUGGGUCAAUACCUCAACGCAUCGUAGAGCCGGCACCGUAAAGUUUGACACCGGAUUUGAUGAACAUCGCGCAAAUUCCGUGACCGCGAUCCUGCUGUCAGAAGCGCAGUACCUGGGUAACGAGAGAAGGCCAGACGUUCUAGGCUAUCCACUCUACAAUAUCCUUGUGGUAAAGACGGUAAGAGUAGAAGGUGGUGUAAAGUUUAUGGAGCGCAUAGGUCUUGGGAGGAUAUACAAAUAUGCGUGGAGAGGAGCAGGGGCAAGAAAAGAAGUGGUUGUGUUAGAGUAA
Molecule: messenger RNA, 3078 nt
Organism: Alternaria burnsii
Lineage: Eukaryota; Fungi; Ascomycota; Dothideomycetes; Pleosporales; Pleosporaceae
Exons: 1
Coding region: 1-3078 (1025 amino acids)
Molecular function (GO): protein binding
Source: RefSeq, a predicted model, not a curated record